AUGCCUGAACGUGCUGGUCUGGUAUCGGCUGCAGUGGAGGCGUCGGCUGGCUUGGCCGAGGCCAGCCUGUUGCUUCCCGACAGUACCAAUGUGACUGAAUGGCUUCUUAAGCAUUUCCUGCUCAACGAUGGCACUGUGCAUGGGGCAGUAACUGGGGACUGGCAGCGUUUUGGCAACCUUGCCAUUAGGCACGUAGGCUCUGAAGCCUACCUGGGCCCUGGGGCUGCUCCUUAUCCCGCCGAUGCAGCCACUUUUGCGCGAGCUUGGUUUGAUAUGCGGGACAUGCACAGCCUCCCAGCAUAUCUGCAUGUCGCUAAUCAAGGACUGCUGCAAGUCUUGGGCAAUGUAUCAACGACAGCCUACAACCAUCCGCUAGACGCUACCGUGGACACGAAGCUGCAGGAGUAUAUCACAUCAGGCACGGAUAUCACUGUGGCCAUUUUCAUCCUGUUUGGCCUAUCGUUUCUACCUGCCAGCGUCUUUGUCUUUAUCGUCAAGGAGCGUGUGGAUCGGGCUCGACACUUGCAGCUGGCAUCGGGGCUCUCACCGGGUGUGCUCUGGUUUGGUCAUUAUUUGUUUGAUCUGAGCACCUACUUUAUAGCGUGCUUGCUUUGCAUUGUUGUCUUUGAGGCGUUUGGACUGCCUGCGUACACGGGGCAUAACGCCUUACCAAUGGCGUUGUUGAUCGUGAGCUAUGGCUUUGCGGUUAUUCCGCUCAUGUACAUGCUCACUGGGCUGUACUCGGUUCCGGCCACGGCCUACGUGAGCGCGAUGGUACUAAAUGUCGCGAUCGGACUCACGGCGACGUUGGCCACCUUUAUACUCGACUGGUUUCCUACCCUCGUGGCCCUCGCCCAUGUGAACGAGCUGUUGAAAAAUAUGCUGGCCGUCUUCCCACAAUUUUGCCUCGGCCGUGCCAUCCUCAAUGUCGCGCGUCAUGAGUACGAGUAUCAGUAUAGUGUUGUAUCGGCUGCUCUCGUCGGUGACGCAGCGCCGGCAUUUCAAAGUGCCUUCCAAUGGCAUGUCAUUGGCAAGUAUCUCCUGGCCAUUUGGGUGCAUGCACUGAUUUGGCCUGGGCUGCUCAUGGUCACCGUCCAUUGGCGCGAGGUGGGGCGUUGUCUCGCUGCAGUUGCAAAGCGCGGAACCAGAGGUUUGGGGCCAUUGGCGGAGGACCAGGAUGAGGAGAUGCUGCCCUUUGAUGGAUCUGCAACGAGCGGCAUCGUUGUGACCGACCUCCACGUGAGCUAUGCACUGCCCCGAACAUGGCGGUUUUGGCGUGCGCGAUCGCGUCGCGAGGCAGUCAAAGACGUCAGCUUGCAUGUUAUGCCUGGUACAUGCUACGGGUUGCUGGGCGUCAAUGGUGCCGGCAAGACGUCGACCUUUCGCUGCCUUGUGGGUGAGCGUGAUGUGGGUCGUGGGGUGAUUCACAUUGGCGGUUUCGACAUGCACGACGCGCGAGGCCGGGCCCUGCAGCACCUGGGCUACUGUCCGCAAGUGGACGCACUCUUGGAUCGACUCACCGUCCGUGAGAGCUUGCAGCUAUUUGCCUCGAUUCGGGGGCUGGCAAACCCCCAAGCGGCGAUGACGAUUGGAGCGCUCGUUGGUUUUCUGCAGUUGACAGACUUUGUGGACUUGGAGACUCGCCAUUUGAGUGGUGGUAAUCGGCGGCGUUUGUCGUUUGGCUUGGCCAUUCUGGGGCCCCAGAGCGUUGUGUGUUUGGACGAGCCAAGCGCAGCGAUUGAUAUCCUGGGGCGCCGCUUCCUCUGGUCGUGCAUUGCGGCAAUGAAGGCGAUGAACAAGGCUGUGUUGAUGACAAGUCACAGCAUGGACGAGUGCGAACUGUGUUGUGACUAUUUCGGCAUCAUGGCUGGUGGCCGGUUGGUGCAGCAUGGUACACUAGAAGAGUUGCGGGCACGUUUUGGAGACUACUUUUCUCUUGAAGUGAAUGCCCCAGGAAAAACCGGGGUGCAAAUUCGUGAGGCCAUUGAAGCUGCUUUUGGCUCGGCUCAAGUCUUGAGUGAGCAUGGCAGCUACGUGCAGGUACGACUACCUGCAGCACAGUGUCAUCCGCUGCAUGUAGCACUCCAACGAGCUGGUAACCUGGAGCAGGAGCUUGAGGCCAAUCUGAUGGAUCUGCGCCAGGCCACCCUGCACGACGUUUUUCUGAAUAUCGUGCAGCAAGCUGCAGAGACCGUAGAAGUGGCCAAGGGAUCGCUCAACGAGGCCAUGUGA
Messenger RNA from Monosiga brevicollis MX1, 2232 nucleotides. RefSeq lists its product as uncharacterized. Gene Ontology annotation, molecular function: ATP hydrolysis activity; lipid carrier activity; ABC-type transporter activity. Gene Ontology annotation, cellular component: membrane; intracellular membrane-bounded organelle. Lineage: Eukaryota; Choanoflagellata; Craspedida; Salpingoecidae. The record is from RefSeq and is a predicted model, not a curated record. The transcript is spliced from 3 exons. Bases 1 to 2232 code for a protein of 743 amino acids. Gene Ontology annotation, biological process: lipid transport; transmembrane transport.